AUGAACUAUUCUCACUGGAUAAAAAAAGCUAUGAAAAAGAAAUAUAAAUAAAAAAAGGAGUCGCCAACAAGUUCUACAAUCACAAAGAAAUAAAUCUCAAAACAAUCUAUGAUAAGUAUAAGAGAAUUGUACAAAGCUUAAAAAUGGGAACAACUUAUCAAGAUAGCUAAAUAAACAAAAGGUUUAUUUGAGGAAUACGAUUGUAUUAAGGUCUAAAAAAAGGUUAUUAAGUUGGGAGAGAGUGUCUUGAUUAAUAGUGGAGAUGCUCAUGAUGAAGAUUAUAUUGGGACCAUAAAAUAAAUUAUAUCAAUAAAAGAACCAACAACACUUAAACUGAUAUGUUUAUGUCGUGUUUAAUGGUAUAUGAGGAAAAGUGAAGUGAUAAAAUCUCAUCCAAAAAGCAAUGAAUGGGUUUCAGAUUAAGAGUUGUUUUAAACAAAACAUGAAGAUUACAUUUUGGCUUAGACUGUUAUACACUCAUGUCAGAUUUUUACAUGUAAAGAAUUCAUUGAUCUUGAUGAAAUUGAAUCCACUAUUUAUUUUAACAGAUUAAGUUGGGAUAUGGAAAAAAAAUAAUUUUAAGGUUUAGAAAAACUUUAAAAAUUCUGUUCGUGUCAACAACCGGUAAAUCCUGAUAGAAAAUAUGUCUAAGUAUAAUAAAUACAUCUAAAAUAGUGUGAUUCUUGUCAUUAAUGGUAUCAUCUUGAAUGUGUCGGUUAUUAAGAGAGAGAAUUAGAUGAUUCUGAUUUCUUUUGUAAAAUUUGUUUAUGA
Messenger RNA from Paramecium sonneborni, 771 nucleotides. Lineage: Eukaryota; Ciliophora; Oligohymenophorea; Peniculida; Parameciidae. The record is from the annotation of a GenBank genome assembly.